Messenger RNA from Rotaria socialis, 672 nucleotides. Lineage: Eukaryota; Metazoa; Rotifera; Eurotatoria; Philodinida; Philodinidae. The record is from the annotation of a GenBank genome assembly.
AUGUCUUCCAUUGAAUAUGAUAAUAAUGAUCUUACAGAAAAAGUUGCUACAGAAGAAAUUGAAGAUGAAGUAUAUCCUAAAAAUGUAUAUAUUAUGAGAAGUAAUAAUCAAUUACGAGAACUUCAUACACUUCUACGCGACCGGACGACAUGCCGAAGUGAUUUUAAAUUUUAUGCUGACCGUCUUAUACGCUUAACGGUUGAAGCUGCACUCGAUCAAUUGCCAUAUAUACCAUGUGAGAUAAUAACACCAACGGGUCAUUCGUUCGAUGGUCUACGCCAUCAAAAAGGAACUCUAUGUGUAUCAUUAAUGAGAAGUGGAGAAGCUAUGGAGAAAGGCAUUCGUGAAUGUUGCAGAUCUAUAAGAAUAGGUAAAAUAUUAAUAAAUGAAGGUCAAGUUAUAUAUGCCAAAUUGCCAGCUGAUGUUCAGCGAAGACAUAUUCUUGUUGCUUAUCCUGUGGUUACAACCGGUUCAACGGUGUUAGCUGGUCUUGAAGUCUUAUUGAAAGAAUAUCAAUGUAGAGAAUCGAAUAUUAUUUUAGUUACAUUAUUUUCAACGCCUGAAGGCAUCAAGCAAACUUGCGAACGCUAUCCAAAUAUAAAAAUAGUCGUUUCAGAGAUAAAUAAAAUACCGCCAAAUCAUUUUGGUCAAAAAUAUUUCGGUACCGACUAA